This is a messenger RNA of Phalaenopsis equestris, 2049 nucleotides long. RefSeq lists its product as uncharacterized. The record is from RefSeq and is a predicted model, not a curated record. The coding region runs from base 678 to 1865 and encodes 395 amino acids. NCBI's taxonomy places the organism in Eukaryota, Viridiplantae, Streptophyta, Magnoliopsida, Asparagales, Orchidaceae. The transcript has 15 exons.
UGAUGAGCCUGCGUGUGUGUGUGUACAACCACCUGUUAUUUCCCUAGCAGCGGCCGUUCGGAGAAUUUUGCUCUAUACACUUAUUUUUAUUUGCUCGAAAUCUGGCAAGCAAUAUAUAUAUGUUAUUUACUUCUAUACAUAUAAAGAGAGAUUGAUCAUUUCAUAUCACGCCGAGUUUGUUACUGAUCUUCCCGUCUCUCGGCCGAAACCUCUUUUGAUUUGUCUUCGUUGGUGUCGUUCUUCUACCCCCUUCCUCCACGCAAAAAAUUUCUCCAAAGUCUAAUAUUUCUUUGUCCUACCUUCCCUGCCUUCAAAAUACGGGUCACGAGUACCAAAGAGGGGGAAUUGAGAAGGAGACGAAGAAUUCUGUAAAUACUCGGUGCUGAAGAAGGCAGGGGAAGUUGAAAAACGGGUCACAUCUUUCCCCUUUGGAAUUGUUAUUCCAUAUAUGACCAUCUUAUUCUGAAGCUUUUGCUUCCGCCGGAACUUACGCGGUUUUUCAAGGGGAGAUCGCCUUUGCUCAGCACAGGUGUUAUUUCUCUCUUCUGCCGCAUUUAUCUUCAUGAUGGUUGAAUUUAUCUACUGAAUAUCUAGCAAGUAUGAACUUCAUGAACGAUGUUAAACAGCUCUUGGUUGAAAGCGUUUUUUUGUUAUUUUGAAUUUGGAUGUAGAAAGUUAUGGCAAACCUUGGAACUCUUGGACGCAGUGUUUUUAAAAGGACGUCAAAUGAGAGUAUGAGGCUUCUUGUAACAACAAUAAUAGCAUUUAUGGUCGGCCUUUUUGUUGGAGUAACAUUUCCUGUAGCGAACCUAACUAAGCUUAAUUUUCCUUCUAGCAUUAUCUCGUACAUUGAAGGCAAGGAUUCAGGCGUCACAACUGAAUCCUGGCUGAACCAUGCUUGGACAUCUGAAUUUGAAAAUAAAUUGAAUGGAAGCACAAAGAUUUAUAUUCCUUCAAAUCCUAAAGGGUCAGAAAGACUUGCACCAGGGAUUAUUGUACCAGAAUCGGAUUUUUAUCUUCGUAGAUUGUGGGGUAAUCCAAGUGAGGAUCUAAAAAUACAGCAGAAGUAUCUUGUAACGUUUACAGUUGGAUAUGAUCAAAAGUAUAAUAUUGAUGCGGCAGUGAAAAAGUUCUCUGAAAAUUUCACCAUCAUGUUGUUUCAUUAUGAUGGUCGGACUACUGAAUGGGAUGAAUUUGAAUGGUCAAAACAAGCAAUUCAUGUAAGCGCAAGGAAGCAAACCAAAUGGUGGUAUGCCAAACGUUUUUUGCACCCUGACAUAGUUGCUCGUUAUGAAUACAUCUUUAUCUGGGAUGAAGAUCUAGGGGUGGAGCAUUUUAAUGCCGAGGAGUACAUAAAGCUGGUGAUGAAGCAUGGUUUGGAGAUUUCACAACCUGGCUUGGAGCCAAACAAAGGCUUAACCUGGCAAAUGACCAAAAGAAGAAGUGACGGUGAAGUCCACAAACAAACGGAAGAGAAGCCUGGCUGGUGCAGUAAUCCCCAGCUGCCUCCAUGUGCUGCAUUUGUAGAGAUAAUGGCACCAGUGUUCUCACGUAAUGCAUGGAGAUGCGUAUGGUAUAUGAUUCAGAAUGAUUUGAUUCACGGAUGGGGCCUUGAUUUUGCGCUGAGAAAAUGUGUGGAGCCCGCACAUGAAAAAAUUGGUGUUGUGGAUUCUCAAUGGAUUGAUCAUAAAGUGGUUCCUUCACUCGGGAAUCAGGGCCAGGCGGAAGAUGGGAAAGCUCCAUGGCAAGGGGUGAGAGAGCGGUGCCAUAAAGAGUGGAGUAUGUUUCAAACUCGAUUAGCAGAAGCAGAGAAAGCUUAUUACAAAAAGGUGGCCAGCAUACCGACAAAUGAUAUUCAUUCUUAGAUUGAUAGUGAUAGAUUAGUAAUAAAAUCAGGAGGGUAUUUAGAUAUGCCCCACUAUCAUGCCCUCCCUGUUUUCUUUUAAUAGUUUAAGCAGUGAUGGAAACGCAGCGCAAAUGUGCAUUAUUUAGGUGUGUAUACGCUCUCUGAUUACUAGCAAUUUAUAUUAUUUUUGGGUUCGUUUUUAA